Messenger RNA from Cyclospora cayetanensis, 963 nucleotides. RefSeq lists its product as uncharacterized. The coding region runs from base 1 to 963 and encodes 320 amino acids. NCBI's taxonomy places the organism in Eukaryota, Apicomplexa, Conoidasida, Eucoccidiorida, Eimeriidae. The record is from RefSeq and is a predicted model, not a curated record. The transcript is spliced from 2 exons.
AUGUUGGAGGCUGAGCUACUGCAGCUGCUACAGCAUUCGCGCCAGCAGCUCCAGCAGCUGAAGCUUCAGCAACUGCAGGUGCAUGAUUGUUGUGAAGGACCUGGUGCUACUGGGGAAAGUGGCAGCAGCAAAGAUGGAAUGUCUCCGGGCUACUGUGGCCACGCAGAGGCUUCUUGGGCGUGUCUGCUGCAGAACCUGCGGACAGCCUUGGAGCUCCGUCAACAGCUAAAUCAGCAGCAACAGGAUACGCAAGAGGCGUCAGCUGCAGCGACUUCAGCUGCAUCGAUAGAGGCCAUUAUGCAGGACUUGGAAUACCAUUACCGCAACGGUAAGCGCUGCGAGAGCCUCCAGAGGCCGCUGCUCCAGCUUCGACGGAAAUAUGUUUACUGGCACCAGAGGCAGCAGCAUCAGAAAGUACUUCUGGAAUUGGUCGACUGGGUGCUAGCCGACAUUGAAGUGUGGGCUCAGGAGGCGCCAAGCGACGAUGAAAUGGCUGCCUCAAUGCAACUAGAAACUUCUGCAGCAGCUAAAGAAUCAAUGCCACCAACGCACCACCAGCUGCUCUCGGCAAUAGAGCAACGCCAGCAGGGUGCAAAACAAGAGCACGAAGAACGCCAGUUGUUGCUGCAGCACAUUGGCAAUGGCGGCAGCAGUGGCGCAAUGGUACCCACAGCAGUGUACGAUGAAAGCGCCCUUAUUGAGGAAGACCUCUUGGGAGCGGCUACAGAGAUGAAGCAGGGAGCCCUAAGAUUUAGAGAAACACUGCAAAAGGACAAUCGUAUGCUGGAGCGCACGUCGGCUACACAAGACACAAUGCAGCAGCAGCAAAUAAAAGGCGUUGAGGCAGCUAAAAAACUGUUGCGCUUCUCCUUCUUCUCCUCCCUCAUGCCUCUAGUGCAACUGGCCAUCGCCCUAAUGAUCACCAUGGCCAUGAUAUUUGUUAUUCUCUUUACACCUGGCUAA